Messenger RNA from Dromiciops gliroides (monito del monte), 2001 nucleotides. RefSeq names its product Ras association domain family member 9 (gene RASSF9). The transcript has 2 exons. Bases 645 to 1577 code for a protein of 310 amino acids. The record is from RefSeq and is a predicted model, not a curated record. Lineage: Eukaryota; Metazoa; Chordata; Mammalia; Microbiotheria; Microbiotheriidae.
GAUCAAAGUUAAGCUGCCAAUUGCAUAACUUUGAGCAACUCUCCUGGCUCGGCUAUUAAGGAGCUGAAUCAACCCACGAAGAUCUGAGAAGGAGGGGGAAAGAAGGAGACCUCCAAAUCCUCCAACCAUCACACACAUUCACACACACACACACACACACACACACACACACACACACACACACACACAUACACUAAUAACUAGACAGACAGACAGUACACCAGCUUCCUUUGGAAUUGUUGAUGUUAUUAACCUACUCCAGAGAUCAUGGCUCCCUUUGGACGAAACUUGUUAAAGACUCGGCAUAAAAACAGAUCACCACCUAAGGACAUGGAUGCAGAAAGAGAAUGAAAUUGUGUUUGGGUUUGCCAAGAAGAAAAGAUUGUCUGUGGACUGACAAAACGUACCACUUCAGCUGAUGUAAUCCAGGCUUUGCUUGAAGAAAUGAAGCGUACCUUGGGAGAGAAACGAUAUCUUUUUGGACAGGCCCAGUGAUUACUGUAUCAUAGAGAAAUGGAGAGGCUCUGAGGCGGGGUCCCUUCUCCCACUCACAAAAUCCUGAGACUUUGGAAAGCCUGGGGGGAAGAACAGCCCAAUAGGCACUUUGUCCUAGUUAAAGCAGAUGCUCUGGUUCCAGCUCCCUUAUGGAAGACAGGAGAAGCAAAACUAGUUCAAAACACAGAAAAAACCAUGGACCUCAGUCCAGCCAAUUAUAUGAAGAUGUUGCCACUAGACAAGCAGAAAAGGAUAGUCAGGAAACAUUCAGGAAACUAGCAAAAAUUAAGCAGGACUCUGUUAUGCAAGACCGAGACAGCAUGGAGACGCUGGUGCAUUUGAUCAUUUCUCAGGACCACACCAUUCAUCAGCAGGUCAAAAGAAUGAAAGAACUGGACCUUGAAAUUGAGAAAUGCGAAGCAAAAUUUCAUCUGGAUCGGGUAGAAUAUGAGGGAGAAAAUUACGUCCAGGAUUCUUAUCUAAUGCCCGGUCCCAGUGAGAUCAAACAACAAAAAGACAUGAAGCUGGAAGAAAAUCAAACACCUGACUAUCUGAGUGAGAGUGAAGGGAUAUUACACCUGGAAGAACGGCUGAAAUAUUACAGGCUGCUUAUUGACAAGCUAUCCGCUGAAAUAGAGAAAGAAGUCCAAAGUUUUUGCAUAGAUGUGGAUGUAGAAAUGGAAGGGACAGUUACAGAAGAAAUAGAAAAGAAAAACUUGGAAAGUGUAAAGCAUGAUUUGGAGAAAAGUAUGAAAGCAGGUUUAAAAAUCCAUUCUCACUUAAGUGGCAUCCAGAAAGAGAUUAAAUACAAUGACUCCUUGCUUCAGAAGAAAGCAAUAGAAUAUGACCUCCUGGCAGAGGAACUGGAUUCACUUCAUUUUAGCCACAAAGAUGGAUGCCAGUCUAAUGAAGAUAGGGAGGAAGGACUUGCGGGUACCAGUAACAGUGUGGCAGGCCCUCACUUUACUCAGAAAGUAUUUCAUUCCUAUGCCAAUGAUACAGACUCAGAUACUGGAAUAAGCUCUACUCAUAGUCAAGAUUCAGAAACCACCUUAGGGGAUGUAAUGGUGCUGUCAGCAUAAAUGGAAUGGUUGUCUCAUGACCUACAAUCGUGUUCUGAAAGAUUGCUUAAACAGGAACAUUUGAUGGUAAAAUCUAGAUCCCCAUGACGACCUGAUUUUAAUGACUGUCACAGAAGCCAUACCCAAUCACAUGGAUACUUGGUUAAAGUACUUAGAUAGUAGGUGAAAACAAGGAUGACAUAUGAGCUGACUUUUUUUUUUAAGGCCAACUAAAGCUUUAUAAGCACUGUGGUAAAAAUUACUGUUUAUUAGAAACAUUAAAACAAAAGAAACUUCAAGUAUGAAGAGACAUUAUACCGAAUGAUAAGAUUUAAAACUUGAGUUUAUAGGGGUUAUUUUUUUCCUUUGUUUGGUAUUUCAUAUGACUUAUACAAACUUAAAACUGAUUAUUAUUUUAAGAGGGUCAAAAGAAUUGAAACUGUAU